GUUCCAGUCAAAGCAUGGACUAAAACCAUUAUAACAACUGAUAAAUAUAAAAAUGCCUGUCCUAGAUUGGCCCAAUCAUAUUUUAUGCAGCAAACCAAUUUAACGUUCAGUGAAGAUUGCCUCUACCUAAACAUAUACACACCAGUUCUGCAAAGGGUUAAGGUAACUAAAAAACUGAACGUGAUAUUUUUCAUCCAUGGUGGAGCGUUCACUGAGGGUGAUGGCAGCGAUUUAUACUAUGGACCGGACUUUCUGAUGGAAGACAAUGUCGUUUUGGUUACAAUCAACUAUCGCUUGGGCCCAUUUGGAUUUGCCAAUUUUGAUAGAUAUGGCUACACUGGCAACAUGGGUUUUAAAGAUCAACGUGAAGCUUUGAAGUGGGUUAAAAUGAAUAUUAUUUACUUUGGUGGCGAUCCCGAUGCAAUUUCUUUAUUAGGAGAAAGUUCUGGUGCGGCUUCGGUACAUUUGCAUCUGUUAGGAGCAUCAUGUGAAUACAUAAAUCGUGCUAUCAUGUUGAGUGGAAGUGCAGUCCAUUACUGGGCGCAUUACCAACCAAAUAAUCACCUCAAUCUCUUGAGAGAAAUAUUCAAAGAUGACUUGGGUGAGCAAACUAGUGACGAAGACGUAUUCAACUUCAUGAUGAACGCUCCAAUGGAUGUUAUUGUGGAAAAAACACCUCCGUUUGAAACGCCUAAUGGAUUGUUCGCAUUGUUCUGGGCAGCCGUCAUCGAAGAUGAAGAUAAAGCCAUCAAACCAUUUUUAACUCGAAGACCGCAUGACAUCUAUGCCACAAAAAGCUUGAGUCAUCAUUGUAAAUGUGUCGAAGUAAUGUUUGGUGUAACGAGUGCUGAAUUUGCAAUAGUUACUGAUCCGACGAAUUUGUAUGGAUGGAUUGAGCCAGUGAAAAGUCAUGCUCUCAUUGGAUUACCAUAUCACGGACUCACUUUAACACCAAAUGAUGAGGAAUACCAAGCAUUUCAAACUGAAAUCUUUGAUUAUUACUUUGGUAAAGAGGAAAUUGAAAAGACUACUGAACGAUUGAAUCAAUACUUGCAAAUGGGUUCCGACAUAAAUUUUAUUGUUGCAUUCUAUGAAGCAAUCGAAUUGCAUGCAGAAAUAUCACCAACAUUUUGUUAUCACUUCAAUAUCAGCUUGAAUACGAAUGUCAUAAAAGUUCCUAGACAACUGAAUGUGGUUGAAGGUGCGAUUCAUGUAGAUGACAUUGGAUAUAUUUUCAAAUCCGAAGAGUUCUCUGAUUUGUAUGAUCAAACGAUGAUAAAUCGAAGGUUCAAUGUGAGAAAUCAACAAACGAUUAAUGCUUGGCAAUUCGUAUCCGGACUUUUUACCGAUUUCACCAAAUACGGUUCGUUGAGAAAUGUGCAACAGAUUAAAUCGACAAAAAAUGUCAAAUGUGUGGAUAUUACCAAUACCGGCUUAGGCGUGACUGCCAUACCAAGGAAGACAACAAUGAACGAAUUGUGGCUUAAAAUCAAAAGACGUGUUCAGCCAAGAAUUGUUGACGAGUUUUAAACGGAAUACGAAAGCAGCAACUUUGCACAUAUAUUUUAUACACAAUUCUACCCUAAAAGCAGUAGUGAGAGUGUGAAUAUUAAUGCGACUGGUAGAGAUUAAGAUAAGAGAAUCAAUAAAAAAAAGAACAAAAUCAAAUAUUUUCCAUCGAAAAACAAGAUCUUUUUUGUUCAUAUCAUACGCAACAAAAAAAAAUU
Messenger RNA from Sitodiplosis mosellana (orange wheat blossom midge), 1727 nucleotides. Its product is annotated as juvenile hormone esterase-like. The transcript is spliced from 9 exons. The record is from RefSeq and is a predicted model, not a curated record. The coding region runs from base 85 to 1530 and encodes 481 amino acids. Lineage: Eukaryota; Metazoa; Arthropoda; Insecta; Diptera; Cecidomyiidae.